Messenger RNA from Octopus sinensis (East Asian common octopus), 3805 nucleotides. RefSeq lists its product as uncharacterized. The coding region runs from base 943 to 2124 and encodes 393 amino acids. Gene Ontology annotation, molecular function: transcription coactivator binding. The transcript is spliced from 6 exons. Gene Ontology annotation, biological process: negative regulation of DNA-templated transcription. The record is from RefSeq and is a predicted model, not a curated record. Lineage: Eukaryota; Metazoa; Mollusca; Cephalopoda; Octopoda; Octopodidae.
AGCGGUAGGAGAAGCGCUCUAGGCCAGUCUAUUAGUUGUAGGAACUGUGCGAUAGUUAGUAACUACUAUUACUACACUAAUAGUGACGCUGUGCUUGUGGCCAUCGCCUCGAGAACUAUUAUUGCUGAUACUACUGCUGUUUAGAUCAACAACAGUACUGCUGGUAUUGUCGUCACGGUCCGGUCUGCUACUGAUUCUUUUUCUCACUACUACAGCGACUUCGAUUGUUGAUGUAUCCUUAAGCGACCUUACUACCACAACAACUAUUACACUUCCAGUGCUGUCUCUUUCAUAAGUACCGGUGACUGUGCAGUGGAGUACCCGUCUAGCAAAUCACCAGUUCCCUUUGCCAUUUUACCUCGUCGUGAUCAUCACCCUGUCGUUUUACCUUGUCUGUAUCCGGCUCCUCCACUUCAACUUCAUCAUUCUUCGUUUCCUCACCACGCUACCACAAUUCCGACCAACUGUGGUAAAAACUUUGCCAGUAGAAGAGAUAGUAAUAAUACCAGAUCGUCCUCAGAUGAUAGUGUCGUCGCUGGUACGACUACGACACAAGUGCCUCGCCUCUGGAGACCGGCUUUCUGGAGCGUUGACUCGGAGAAGGGUGAUGCCAGAGCCAUAAAAGCCGACGUCUCACUGCCGCAGCAUACAACAAUAACAACACCAUCAAUAUCUUCAUCGUUCACACCACCCCAUUCUUUAUCACCAUUUGUGGCUAUAGCAACCGCGCCGGUUAAACAACCCUUAUUUACCUUUUUACCACCGCCACCGCUACCGCCUUUAUCAUCGAUAUCUUCGCCGUCGACGUCGUUGUUGUCAUCUUUUUCUGAUCGAAUCGGCACGGUGACAUGUCCGGCACGCUGGUGUUGUCGUUCGCUGUGUCCACCUGAUAAGGAGGUGACUGGCUUGUGUUUAACCAACAGCGCCAGUACCUCUCAUGCAAUGUCGGAUACCUGUGACUUGGUCGCUUCUUCUGACGCUUGGUCGUCUUGGCACCGUAGAGGGGAAAACUUUUACAAACCAUGCUGUGGACUGGAUGCCCGGGAAUCACCAAAUAAGGAGUUGCCUACUAAAGUUUUGAAACACGACAGAAUUAAGGAUCGUCAAGAUCUUUCACAGACAUUGAACUUUGACCGGGGUCAUACUGUUUUGCUGACAAACAAGAGGUGUGCUGGCACACAAACGCAAUUUUCUAGUUUUGAAUUCAGCCGUGAUGGCGAAGUAGUAAUGAUUGCUGAACCAUACCAUCAGUCACAUCAAUCACACCACCAUCAACAGCAACAGUCAACAUCUAUGGUCUCACAGUGUCUUUCUCAAUCUCUCGAUAUGGAUACUGAAAACCUUCCAUUAAAUCUCUCUGUCUCCAACAACAACAACAACAACAACAACAGUGGCGGUGGUAGUAGUAGCAAUAGUAUUAAUAAUAACAAUAACAACAACAACAACAGUAACACCAACAGCCAUCAUUAUCAUCACCACCACCACAGCAACAACAACAACAACAACUCCUCUCCAAUCCCUUCACCUGCCAAUUCCUCAGCACUGUCUACCCAACAGCAGCAGUUGCGUCCAUCUGUGAUAACUUGUGCCUUCGCCAAUAGAUAUACGAACAUGAAUACCUUUGUACAGCCACAUAGUCCAAGCCGUCGAGAACUUACAUCAGGUAUGUGUGAUCCAGAGGAGCAUUUUCGUCGGUCCUUAGGAAAGGACUAUAAGAAAUUAAAUCGCCAAUCUCCUGUUCCCAUGACUAGAACUAAGAUUACGGAUUCUGUGGCAUCAGUGAACAGCAGUGAUAACGAACCUGUUGGAACCUGUAGUGAGCGGCUUGUCCUAUUGACAACACAAGAAAACAGCCCAUCUGUCGACGACCACUUUGCAAGAUCACUAGGGAAUAGCACGUGGACGAAUUUGAAGUCUAAGACUGACGUAUUAAUCGAAUCAGUGGACGACCAUUUUGCAAAAGCACUCGGAGACACCUGGCAUCGAAUCAAAGCUGAGCAGGAGAACCACUGUAACUCAUCACGGUCGUCUUCACCCUUGCAGCUGCAAUCACAGCCGUCAUCACAGCAACAAACGCAGACAGCAGCGCAGCAGCAGCAGCAGACACCUCUUGUCUCAACAUAGUCUCGAGUUGAGUUGCUGCCUGUACGUCCAUCCAUCUGCUUGUGAACUGAAAUGCAUUGUUGACUAUUAUAAAGAACAAUUUUUAUGUGUGAAAUUGUGUGUGUGCAUGUAUAUGUGUGCAUGUAUAUAUAUAUAUAUACACACAGACACACACACACACAAAUACAUUUACCAACUACAGAAAUGUAGCAAUAUUGUAUAUAUAUAUAUAUCUAUGCAAGCGAUCUCUCUUUCUCUCAUAUAUGUCUCCCUCUCUCCUUCCUUCUCAGUUUCUCUCUUUUGCUCUUGAAAUACAUUCAGUACUUGAAUAUAUGAAUGAAGUUAUGGAAGGAAACAUUUUUGUGUUUUUGUGAGUGGUUUACUUGAGUGAAAAAAAAAAUGUCACUUCUGAUUCCCUUUCUCUUUCUCACUCUCUUUCUUUGUCCCUUUCUCUCUCUCUCUCUCUCUCUCUCUCUCUCUCUCUCCACACACACACAGACAUGCAUACACACAAACACACAAUUGUAGACGACAUCUAAAGGAGCACAUGUUCAAAAUGACAUCUUUUGUCAUUUGGCAUCUUUGAGAGACACAUGUGCAAAGUGGUAUUUGUUUCUGAUGUGUCAUCCAAGAGAUGACUGGAUGGGUGGAUAAACUGUACCUUGUGUUAAAGUUUUUCAUCUUCACACAAGACAAGUCUGCUUGAAGGGGUAGAGAGAUAGGUCAUCUCUAGAAGAUUCAAACUCAGCAUUUCAAGCCAUAGAUAAACGGACUCCUCCUGCCUCUGUUGUAAGAUUUGUCCAUUGACAGAGCUCGAACCAAGAGCACUUCUGAGAAUAGACUGACACCCAUCAAUUUAUCUCAAAGGUGUUUCUCAUUGAAAAAUUAUUAAUUGCCCCUCCCUGUUGAAAUGGUGGUUUUAAUUGACAUUUUAAGUAUGCUGCAUAAUUAAAUCAUUAACAAACCCUCUACCAACUUACAUUACAAAUAUCCUAAAAAAUAAUUUUUAGAUAGCUGGUCAGUUUGAUAUUUAUAAUUUCUCUGCUCCUUCUAUUUCCUUUCAUUCUCAACAUCUUUUAAGCUUUUUUUUUCUUCCAUUUUACUUCUCCACUCCUAUUUCUUCUUCCCUCCCCUUGUUUCUUUCUCUCUAUCCAUUUUAUUCUCCUCCUCUUGCUGAUUGUUUCCAGCUCUUCCCCCAUCAACUAAAUCUCUUUCUUGUGUUUUUUGCUAAACUACUUUUCCUUUUCUUUUUCCCUAUAUUUUCCACACGCUCCAUUGGACUCAAUCUCUGUCUGUCAAGUCCUUUUGUAUAUUUUCAAAAAUGUUUGUCACCAUGUCUGUGUGAUUGUCUGUAUGUAUGCAUGUGAGAGGAAUGCUCUGUGAAAAUAACACUGCUCUCCCUCUAUCCACAAAUUGAAACUAUGCAACUUUCUUCUGUCUCUCAAAUUAGUAAUUCACUAAACAAGCUCCUUGUAAAUUGGCAUUAAAGGUCUGUGAAUUUGUUUGCAUGUAAUGUGUACAUGUGGUGUGUAGCUGCCUAUGAAUAAAAUAUAAUCACAUACCUAAGCGCCCCCACAGAAUCCUGUGGAGUGAAUCUCUUGAUGUUUGAAACUAAAGGGAACAGGAAAAUAAAAAUAUUGAAAAAAAAACAAUAAUAUAAGAAUUUCAAAGAAUAAAACAAAAACUAUUGUCUUUUUGUUCA